AUGGCGUCCAGCAACAAAGUCUACGUUGUCACCGGCGGGAAUAGAGGUCUCGGUCUCGGCUUGGUCAAAUCGCUCCUAGCACGCCCAGCUACCACUGUCAUUGCUUCUGUCCGCAAUGAGGAGGCUGCCGCCAGUCUCCAGGCGGAAACCCAAGCUGUCAGCGUAGGCGAACAGAGCAGCCUCCACAUCCUCCAGCUCGACUUCUCAUCGGCUGUUGCCCCCGAAAAGGUCGCCGAGACUUUCAAUGCUGCCGCUGGCAUUGACCACAUUGACGUUCUCAUCUGCAACGCCGGAUACGCAGCCCCCAUGGUGCCAGCCGCCUUGAUUUCAGCUCAGGAUCUGCGGGCAUCCUUCGAAACGAACACAAUUGCCCCCUUACUCGUCUUCCAGGGACUGUGGCCCUUGCUCCAGAAGUCUACCGCCACGCCCAAGCUCAUCAACAUUUCUUCUUCAGUCGGCUCCAUUGGCGACCAAGAACCCGUCCCGGGCGGCGCUUAUGGACCCAGCCGUGCGGCGGGAAACUGGAUCACGCGCGCACUUCAUCUUCAGCACCCGGGUUUGAUUGUCGUGGCACUGCAUCCGGGAUGGGUACAGACGCGGGCAGGAGACUUUGUCGCGCAGCAGUGGGGAUACGAAUCUGGCCCUCCGGAGACGAUUGACAAUAGCGUCAAGGGAAUGCUAGAGGUGAUUGACGGGGCUACUCGAGAGGCAACUUCGGGCAAGUUCAUUACCUACCAGGGACAAGAGUUGUCGUGGUAG
Messenger RNA from Aspergillus oryzae RIB40, 759 nucleotides. RefSeq names its product SDR family oxidoreductase. The transcript has a single exon. Lineage: Eukaryota; Fungi; Ascomycota; Eurotiomycetes; Eurotiales; Aspergillaceae. The record is from RefSeq and is a predicted model, not a curated record. Bases 1 to 759 code for a protein of 252 amino acids.